CUGGCUGAGGAAUCCCAGGCAGCAUUUAAUUGCAGAGUGCAAAAAGCUUUAGUUGGGCUCAUAAGCUCAGCGCCAGAGCCGAGGCUCCUUUACGCACACUCUGAGAAAAACAGAACACCACAUGGAGUCCUUCACCCGAGGAGCCUCGCACAGCGGCUGGAUUUCAGGGGGUAGGGAAGGCAGGGAUUCUCAAAUCCAGGUACAGUCGACUAUGUGAGAGAAUCUACCAGAGGCAGGAGACGUAAGAGGUGGAGAAAGACAGGAGAGCAGGAGAGGAGAGGGGAGGGGAGGAGACGGGAAAUACACUGCCAGAGAGACAGAGCAAGGCAGAGACUGGACGCCUGCAGCAGCAAAUGAGACAGAACAACGAGGCGGGAGAGGUAGAAAGAGAGACAGAGAGGGAGGGAGGCGAAGAGGGGCCCCGUGCUGGAGAGAGGGCUACAGGGUGAGGUGGAAGAAGAAGGAGCGAGGAAAAAGUUGGGGGGGAAAGUAAGUGGAAGAAGGACUCGGGAAAAUACGCACGUAAGAUUAACGGCUACAGCGAAGACGAAAAGGGGGAACAACAGACAGGAAGGAAGAGGAGGGUGAAGUCUCGAGUAGAAAGUACCAAAGAGGCCAGAGAAAAGUUUUCUUCUGGGAAGACGCAGAUGAGGAAAACAGCGAGUGAAUGACCGGGCUGAAGAGGGCUUGGAGAGGAGGAAACCACUUGUUUUCAAAGGCGUUUUCAACACAAAUCUCCAGGCGUGAGUGGAUAUGUACACAGAAGGCUCCCAAACAACGGGACACCACCGAUUUCUUCAGCACACCCACCCUCCCUGCCCCUGCCAGCACUGCAUCUACCAUGAGCAACCGUACGAGUAUCACCGAGGGUCCGGAUACCACCCAGCAUCAGCCAGACAGACGGACCACUCAUCGCCGGACUGCAGGAGAGACAUCCAGGCUCCUCGGGGUAAAGAUGUAGGAGGCAGAGCUUUCUUGGUGGACAGAGUGGCGAGAGGCGGUCAGCUCAGCCCACAGAGGAGGCCUGUGUGCGCUGGGCCAGGCCUUUACGGCCACUUGAAUGACUUCAACCAAGUGUGCCCCUGGGAACUGAACCCUGCCCAGUGGAGUGACCCAGAGGAGCCUGGGGUGAGACGCUAUUCAUCUGCGAGACAACAGUGUGGCUGUGUCGAAUACGGCGACAGAGCACACCCCUUUCACCCUGGGAUACCACACCCUCUCCCUCAUCUUCAGGUCAAAGGUCAAGGCUACAGACGGAGGAGGACUGUCAGGUAUAUCUCCGUGGAUGAAGAGGAAGGCUGCGAUUGCGCCUCUGACAACUAUCAUUUGGAACCAAACAGCAACCCGGGUCAUUUUCCCAUGACAAAUGGCCACUCGGGACCAAGGCGUGUGUUCUUUGAGGAAAAGGAGGAAAGAGAUAACUAUCAAGACCAGGGUUGGGCAAAGGGUGGAUCAGAGGACGGGUUUGAUCACUGCAGUGGGUCCAACAAAAGCUUCUUCUCCACUGAGGUCCCACUAAAACACUUGAGUCAAAGAAGACAGAAGGCAUCCUGCAUCGCACCUUCCAGCACCACCUGCUCGGAAACCUCCAAACCCAUAACCGACGACGACGAGCACCAGCACGAGGCGUCGGAGGAGACGACGCAGAAGACGAGGCGGGACUCGGUGAGGGAUCAGAUCCGGCAAGUCGUAACAGAUCUGGAGGAAGUGUUGGGGGGUUUGAAGCAAGUUCACGUGGAGAUGAAAGAGGUGGUUGAGCAGAUCGAUCGUCUCACGGCCAACAUCGACCUGAACGAGAAGGCGCCAUGCAUCACUCAGGGGUUAAGCAGUAAUGACCAGACUCACGCAGGAGACUUCAGGGUAGCCCCUCCUCUCAGUCACAAACCCGCUUCGGCUCAGGCUCCACGACAGGUCGGCGAGGACCGCCUCAUCCUCAGAACCAACUCAGUCUCCCCCAUCCACAUGGCUUCUGUUGUCAAAACCAGCCGCUUCACGCCGCCCAGUCUCCACAAAGAUGUCAGCCACAAAAAGCCAAUCGUGAACGGCCACCCGCCUCAAAUGCACCACGCAGGAGCGUCCAACCGCACGGACCAAACUCAUCCAGAGCACCACCCGCAAACUCUGGACCCUAAAGUCAUCAUCGGGAACAGCACUUCUAAUCCGAGAACUCAAAAGCCUCCACCGUACCCGCAAAACGGCCGGUGUGGGAAAGGCCAAAACCUGUCGUCCAAACCUGCGAGGACCCCUGCCUGCCCUGUGAGAGGACGCCACAGCACCAGCAUGGUGUGACGGAGGAGGGUGGGGUGGAGAGGUGGUGUUUUACCCAAUGAAACACAAGGCCCUGCUGCAGAGAGAGGAGCUCAGAGAGGGACCAGGCAGGGGAACAACUCAUAGAGCUGGCGAUGCCGCCGAGGCGAACUGUCAGCUGGUGGAAACAGAGCGCGGCCUGAAGGUGGGGAUGUUUCCAAAGGGGAAAACUCCACCAAGCGUUGACCCGCCACCGGUCCUCACAGGAGCACGGGAGGAGAAUCGAGCUGAGAAAUUAAAAGUGGAGAUGUCUGAAGGAAUGAACUGUAAAUUAUUACUCAACCAUCAACUUAAAGCUGUAUUUUCACAACAAAAUUUAUUUAUUUUGACUAUUUUCGCUCCCAGAUGUAUAUUUUCAGUCAGUUUAUAAUCUGAACAUUAACUUGUGUAUAUUGUAUAGUAUUUUUAAGAUGCCAUAUCAGCAUAUGUAAAGAUAUUUUCAUACAAGGUUGAUUUUAUUCCUGCGACAUGAUUGUUUGAAAAGUUAUUGUCAGCUGGGCAUUAACGGUAAUGCAAUACCAUAAAUAUAAAUUCUUUUGCACUUUCCCACACAGCUCAAUCUGAACUAUAGAGAUGCUUCAAUAGUUGUUGAAAACCUCACACUGAAAUAUAUAUUAAACAAACAACACCAGCAAUUUUUUUAAACAAAUGAGUGUGGAAAAUGAUUAAUAAGUGAUGUGAAGUGAGAGUGGUUGUUGAAGGCCUCCCCGUCAGCUGACCCGGAGGAGGCGGUGUGUGGUCUCCAAAUGUUGUUGUGUUCAAGGCCGGCCAGACCAGCGUCUGUCUCUGUGUUUGUUUAACUCUUGUCUGAGAAUUUUACCACUCUCUUCUUACCAUCUUCUGCUGCUAUCACUGUGAGAGAAAAAAAGAAAAAAAAAGAAUCCAUCUUUCUUGCAACGAAUCCAUCUUUUUCAGGAUUUCAUUGCGUCACAGGAACAGAUGGACGAUUACACCCACAGGCUGUUUCACUGUCUUGGCCAUUUUCCCAUUAACUGUCUGGGUAAUUGUGUGAAAGGCGAAGGUGAGUGAUAAUGUUUUUGCUCUUCUGUCUUUCUUUGACUCAUUCUGCAAACCGUCUGACCAGAUCAGGUAUAAAACAUGAUAGAAA
Molecule: messenger RNA, 3415 nt
Organism: Austrofundulus limnaeus
Lineage: Eukaryota; Metazoa; Chordata; Actinopteri; Cyprinodontiformes; Rivulidae
Exons: 3
Coding region: 754-2289 (511 amino acids)
Biological process (GO): positive regulation of translation; positive regulation of cell size
Source: RefSeq, a predicted model, not a curated record